This is a messenger RNA of Amoebophrya sp. A120, 254 nucleotides long. The record is from the annotation of a GenBank genome assembly. NCBI's taxonomy places the organism in Eukaryota, Dinophyceae, Syndiniales, Amoebophryaceae.
CGACAAUUACCCGCACUUUUCGAAUUUAUCUUGUUUACUUUCUCUUCCUCCAGCCAUUUAUUGUUGCCGGGCAGCAGCUUAGAAACAUUGACGUUCCAUACCCUCCAUUUGAACAAUCCCAGUGAGAUUACUCAUUUUUAUGUUGGGGACCCACCUCCUGACGCUCCGGCUACACCCAUAAGACUAGGGGGGCUUCUUGGCUUUUAGUUUGAUCCUCUAAACUAGUAGCUCAGGGAACAUCAACAUAUGGCGGG